Messenger RNA from Eruca vesicaria subsp. sativa (arugula), 945 nucleotides. The record is from the annotation of a GenBank genome assembly. Lineage: Eukaryota; Viridiplantae; Streptophyta; Magnoliopsida; Brassicales; Brassicaceae.
AUGAGUGGGAUGGCCUUAGAAUCUCUCCCUAAUCCAUCAAUCAACUUAGCUCAGAUUUGCAAGCUUGAUCUCUCCAACAAUUAUCUUCAGACUAUACCAGAAUCACUUACAGCAAGACUACUCAACUUAAUAGCACUAGAUGUUCAUUCAAAUCAGAUCAAAGCUCUUCCAAAUUCUAUUGGUUGUCUGUCCAAGCUCAAGUCCCUCAACGUCUCUGGCAACUUUCUUGUUUCCCUCCCCAAAUCUAUCCAGCAUUGCAGGUCAUUGGAAGAACUCAAUGCAAACUUCAACAAACUCAUCAGAUUACCAGACUCAAUUGGAUACGAACUCACCAAUCUAAGAAAACUCUCUAUCAACUCCAACAAGCUCAUUAGCCUCCCAAUCUCCAUUACUCACCUUACUUCUCUCCGUGUCCUCGAUGCUCGUCUAAACUGCCUAAUGAUUCUCCCAGAUGAUCUAGAGAAUCUCAUCAACCUCGAGAUUCUCAAUAUCAGCCAGAACUUCCAGUACCUUACAGCCCUCCCAUCCUCCAUUGGCCUUUUAAUGAACCUCAUCGAGCUUGAUGUUAGCUAUAACAAGAUCACUGUCUUGCCUGAGUCCAUUGGCUGCAUGAGACGGCUAAGGAAGCUGAGCGUUGAAGGAAACCCGCUAGUGUCCCCUCCCGCUGAGGUGAUGGAGCAGAACUUGCAAGUGGUGAGAGAGUAUCUGACGCAGAAGAUGAAUGGUACCUCACCGAGGAGUCCUAACAAGAAGAAGUCAUGGGGAUUUGGUAAGCUAGUGAAGUAUGGGACGUUCAAUGGAGGGUCAAGAAGCUGGAAUAGGGAGGAUAGAGAAGGGUUCAUCAUGCCUGAGUACCGUUCCAUAGACAGUCUUGCUUCGCCGAGGUACUCUGGAAUGUUCUCUCCUCGCCGUCUCUUUUCUCCAAGAAAUUAUUUCAGCAGAUGA